CAACCAGAAAGAGGACUGUCACUACCAAUUCAGGACUUGAGUCUCCUCAUUUUCUCAUCUUCGUCACUUGUGAAUAUUUGACGCUGAAGCACAGGCACGGCCCUGUCAUCACUUCUUGACUGUGCUUCCAUAGAGGACAAGUUGGACCGAACCGAGGGGAACCGCCCUCCUAAACCGCCAUGUUGCUCUGGGCACUGUGGAGUAUAAUUGUCUUGCUGAUUCCACUGGAUGCUGCACAAAAGAAAGAAGAUGUCCGAGCAGGCUGCAGCACAGCAGUGAAUGACUUGGUUUUUAUUGUGGAUGGCUCGUGGAGUGUUGGCGUUGCUGAUUUUGAAACAGCCAAGCAAUGGCUUAUCAAUAUCACCAGUCAAUUUGAUAUCAGCUCCCACUAUACACAGGUGGCUGUGAUCCAGUACAGUGACACUCAUCGUCUGGAGAUCCCUCUGGGAGAACAACAAAGUGCUGCAGAACUCAUUCAGGCCAUUGGAGGCAUCCCAUACAUGGGAGGAAACACACAGACUGGCAGAGCCAUUAAGUUUGCUGUGGACCAUGUUUUCGCCACAUCCAAGCGAGCCAGCCAAGUCAAGAACCGCAUCGCUGUUGUGGUCACAGAUGGCAAAUCCCAAGAUGACGUAACGGAUGCCAGUAUUGAGGCACGAGCUCAAAGCAUUACAGUGUUUGCAGUUGGGGUUGGUAGCGAGAUCACAAACUCCGAGCUCGUAUCCAUCGCUAACAAACCAUCUUCCACCUAUGUCCUGUAUGCUGAAGAUUACACCACCAUUGAUCGUAUUCGAGAUUCCAUGGAACAGAGACUCUGCGAAGAAUCCGUGUGUCCCACAAGGAUACCGGUGGCAUCUCGAGAUGAGAAAGGUUUCGAGCUAAUGGUGGGCAUGAAUAUUGAGAAAAAAGCCAAGAAAAUUCCCGGGUCUCUGGAAUCCGAGACGGCCUUCACUCUUACGUCUUCCACUGACAUUACCGAGGACACCAGAGAGAUUUUCCCAGAAGGCCUUCCUCCCUCCUACGUAUUUGUAGCCACCAUCCGUCUAAAGGGAAUUGCCCAAAUGCUGAACUUUGACCUUUGGCGGGUGUUAUCAAAGGACAAAAAGAUCCAGGCUGCAGUGACACUGAACGGAAAGGACAAAACGGUCACAUUUACCACCACUAAAAUGACAAACAUGGAGCAGAAGAUGGUCUUCAAUAUAGGAUUCGAGUCGCUAUAUGAUGGAAAGUGGCAUCAGCUUAAACUCCUGGUGAGACCCAGCCAGGUCACUGCUUUCCUUGACGAUCACAGGAUGCAGGAAAUAAUACCCGAACCAAUGGAGCCCAUUUACAUCAAUGGGAAGACACAGGUGGCAAAGAGACGGGAAAUAGAUGUCACUGUUCCUAUACAAAUCCAGAAAUUACGCCUGUACUGUGAUCCUCUUCAGAGUGAGAGAGAGACAGCUUGUGAGAUCUUCUAUGUGGAUGAUGAAAGGUGUCCUCUGAAUCGAAAAGCCACAAUUGCAGAAGUGGAGGGCUCCAAUGGUGUCGUUGGACCUGGGCAGCGUGGCCCACCAGGACGCACGGGGGACAAAGGAGAGGCGGGAUUACCUGGCGCUGAUGGUAAGCCUGGUGAAAGUGGGAAGCCUGGCCCUCCUGGAUUACAGGGGCAGAAGGGUGCUGACGGCUCACCAGGACCAAGAGGACUUCCUGGAAUGACGGGUGACAGCGAGAUAAAAGGCUUACCAGGACCACAGGGUCUUCCAGGGGAGAGGGGUGAACCAGGAUAUCCAGGAGAGGAGGGUUUAAAGGGAGAUCCUGGUGCUGUUGGAGCUCAAGGAGCCCCGGGAACUCCAGGAGAAGUAGGCCCACGCGGACCUCAGGGAGAGAGGGGAUACCCAGGACCACCAGGCAUACAAGGACCACCGGGGAACUGCGGUGAUUCGAGGGGUAAUACUUGUCUCGGUUCACCAGGGCAGAAGGGCUCAACAGGUGAGCCGGGUUUUCCAGGAUUGCCAGGUGGCCCAGGGCAUCCAGGGUACAAAGGUCAUUGGGGAGAAAAUGGAAAGCCUGGCCCAAAAGGAAAUAAGGGGGAUCCAGGCAGAGAAGGCGAGCCAGGAAUUCCUGCCAUACCUGGCCAAGUGGGACCCAGGGGAAAGGAAGGAGAGAAAGGAUGGAAAGGUGACGAAGGCCCCAGGGGGCUUGAAGGAAAGAAAGGGGACAUGGGCCACAACGGUCACAUGGGCGCUGUUGGUCCAAGGGGAUCUCCCGGCCUGGAUGGGCUGCCCGGUCAACCGGGUCAGCCUGGAUUUCCUGGAAAGCCAGGCAAGUCACCAUCAGAUGAGCAUCUUGUAAAGCUCUGCACCGAUGUUCUACGCACUCAACUCCCAGCACUUCUCCAGUCCGUGGAUAGAUCAGAAAGAUGUGAAUCCUGCUAUACGAUGAAGGGACCACCUGGUGAGACAGGUGCCCCGGGAUCGAAAGGCUCCAUGGGAAUACCAGGUUAUCCUGGCAGAACUGGCUCUGUGGGAUAUCCAGGGACUCCUGGAUUGCAAGGUCCUCCUGGACUCAAAGGUGACAUAGGACCAAGAGGGUUCAAGGGGAGCAAAGGAGAGGGUCACCAGGGACGCCCAGGACCACCCGGACAGCUAGGGGCUCGAGGUCCUCGUGGAUUUGAUGGAGUCGGACAGCCAGGCAACGAGGGAAUUCCUGGGAAACCAGGACCCCCUGGAGAUCCCGGUAAAAGGGGUAAUCCAGGGACACCGGGGAUAUGUGACUUAUCCAUGUGUUAUCAGACCUACAACCUAAGGGAACAUUACAGCAAAGGACCAAAUAUCUGACGGCAUACAAAACAGCGAGGGACACAAGUGCCAGUGGCUUUAACACCCACAUGUAUCCAGAGGCCAUUUAUCGUAUCGCCGAUUCACGUGUGACUCCUGCACAAGCACGUUGUGUGCAGAAGAGCAACACUGGAGGCAGAAAUAUCCUCAUAUGUUGAGUCAUACUGAAACAGGUGAUUCAUCCUUACAGAAUUCAUGGUCAACUCUUUGUAUUCUGGGAUACAAAUUGUACUUUUCAAUUUUGUUGCGUUUAUUAGUUCCAAGUGCCAGAGUAGCACCAAAGGAGAUCCUUUCAUCACAUUGUAGUUGUUAUCUUGUCUGGCGCAGGUCUAUCACCCUCUUUAUCCUAAACACAAAAGCUGGUGCUAAUCUUAAAUCAGCCACUGUGACAAACAGGCUACUAAGAAUCCUGUUAUUUAUAUUUAUAUUGACCCGCUUAGUAAUACUGACUGGAUUUGCAUUUCUAGAAGAAUUUUUUAAAUCUCUAAUUUACCUCACCUACAUUAUAGGAUCUAGGCAUGUAUUUUAUUUUUUAAUGUAUAUCUUAUGAUAUUUUAAAUAGAGGCCUGUUACCUGCUGAGAAUAAUGUAUAUAUAUAAAAUGCCUAUUCAAGUUUAAUAUUUGUUCAUCUAUAGAAGUAAAAUAAUCAGUGCAACUCUAUUGGUGCUGCUCUACGUUGCCUAUUUUGAAUCCUCCAAUAUCACAGUGAAAAAUUCACUGACUUUGUAGUACUCGUGAGCUGAGGAGCUCCAUUUAGACAAAAGUAGUACUUUGCCUCCAUCUCGCUGUAUCUAGAGGCAGUUACAGUACAGGAGAGUCAAUUACUCAUAGCAAGGGCUUACCCAAUUUCAAUCUGUUUUUUAUUUGUUGUUACGUCGUUGGCGAUUUACAGCGGCAGUCAUCGGCAACGUAGCAUCGUUGCUAGAACCCGAUGAUUUGUGCAGAUUAGUUUUGUUUCAUUAUUUUCUAGGGACUCAAAGCUGUUUAGAUCAGAAUUAUGUGCCGCUUCCAAGGUCUCUCAGAUAAACUUUACAGCGUGUCGAGACAAACAGCAGCUAUUUCAGUCGGAUGCAGGUAGAUGCAUUUAGCAUUCAUAUGAGCGUCUCCAGACAAAAAGAAGACGGAGGCAGCAAAACGAUGCAUUUGCAAGGAGUGGGAUGAUUUUGGCUCCAAAUGAAAUUGUAUCACCCCACAUUUAGCUGCAGAUUAAAUUUAGUCGCCUUGGAAAAAUAGGUUUCGCUCUAUGUUUCCACAGAAAAGAGUUUUGGCACAAACGUCAGCAAAAAAAAUGUCAUUUGGAACCAUCGAAAAUACCUUGUGGGAUAACAAAACUAACAAGCUCCUCUCGACGGGCUUUGCGCAUCAGGAAGCCGCUUUCUAAAUGAUGUUUUUCCACUUUCAUACGGUACAUUUCGACUUGUCAGAGUUGGCAAGUUUCAAUGGAGUCCCCGAAGAAUAGCAAACUCUGUCAUAGGUUUUCAUAGCACAUGAAUGACUUGUUGUAUGAACGAGUGCAAAUAAUGGUUGAGAUUUUCAAACUGAACAACAGCAGGUAAAAUAAAAAAUAAAAAAUCAUGUUUGUCCAUGCCAACCAUCCUAUUUUUGCAAAUUGGAUAUAGAUUAUGGCAGUUGGAGAACCCUUUGAAUGGUCUUAUUGUAAACCGUUAUAUUAGUAGAAUAAGCUCAACAACAAUGAUUGAAGUUUUCACAGUUCUUCCUGUAGCUGGGUGCUUUCAUUCCCCGCAUUUCUUGUACACUGUGACGGAGUUUGAAAACUAUAAUGGUUAUAUUGACUAAAUCUCAAACUUUGCUUUUAGUUUGUGUUGUUUUUUCUUUUGUCCUCCAAUCCUGGUAGUGCAAUGAUUUAUGAAUAGCCUUUGUAGUUGUUUAGCACUUUGGAGUAGUGUCACAAAGCCAUAAAUGUAUUUGUAAUAUAUCCUGAAAAGAGACAUUGUCAUUUCUAUUUUGUUGGGCAUUAUUUAUCUUCCUAUUAGUAAAUAAAUGUUGAUUUUUGGACGA
Syngnathus acus (greater pipefish) is the source of this 4838-nucleotide messenger RNA. Its product is annotated as collagen alpha-1(XXI) chain. Bases 180 to 2819 code for a protein of 879 amino acids. The record is from RefSeq and is a predicted model, not a curated record. The transcript is spliced from 30 exons. NCBI's taxonomy places the organism in Eukaryota, Metazoa, Chordata, Actinopteri, Syngnathiformes, Syngnathidae.